CUUAUUUCUCGAUGCCGAUCUAGGAGACACUAAGUAGUCCCCGCACUUCUCGGAACGGAGUCUAAACCCAAUCGCAAAAUGGCGUCCUCCAUCACAACGUGUUAGAUGACUUUAGAAUUGUUUAACCAGUUGAUAGGAGCUAAACAAAAUGGCAAGUAUGCAUUUGAGAUUGUCAUGUUUAUCUCUGAGAGUGCACACUUUGCUGAGACAGACAGAAGGAUUGUCAAGCAAACUUGGUGUUGGCAAGAAUUUGUUGUGUAGGGAGCUGCAUGCAGGUCAACAACUUCACAGCAGUGAGGAAUUUGGUCCGGAAAGAGAUCUCCAGAGGAACGAAAACUUUGUAGAAACAUUUAAGUCGAGACGAAGAAGGCCACAUAACUUUUCAAAAGUUCAUAAUAGAGUCUUCACAAACAAAGACAAAGAAAAUGAGAGAAAAUAUUUUGAGCAAGAUGUAAUGUCAGUUGACUCUGAUACGUUUGGUCAGUUAGGAAAGGUGGAAAGUUUUGUAAAGUCAAGGAGGCCUGUUCAGGACAUGGAGCAGUCUUUGGGGGCUCGUCUUAAGGAACCAACACACUUUAGUCCAGUAGAAAAGAAGAGAGUUCAGAAGAGUUGGAAUACGAAAGAAAGGGACACGUUUGGUACUUUGGCUGAUGAAGAGAGAAGCUUAUGGAAAGAGUCCCUCACAUCCGAGGUUGGAUCACAUAAUGAACGUUUUCAAGAUGAUCUGGAUGAGGAAGGGAAGAGUCACAUUCGCUUGUCUGCUGGCAACAGACGUCACAGCCAGGACUGGUAUGGAAGGAAGAUAGAGAAGUUUGGCAAGGCAGGACAGAUUAAAGAGGCUGUAACUGUCUUGGAAGAAUGGAUGCUGCAGAACGACCGAGUGAUGCCAACAGCAUAUACAUUCACAGUUCUCAUCGGGGUGCUCGGGAGGGUGGGAUAUACCAAGAAGGCAUUCCAGCUCUUCAACAAGAUGAAGAAAAUGGGCCUGCAACCAGUAGAUCUGACAUACACAUCCCUGUUCAAUGCCUGUGCCAACUCCCCUUGGUCUGAGGACGGUUUGUCAAGGGCAGACAACUUGAGACAUCUCAUGCAAGGCAAGGAUUAUGAACCCAACCAGAUCACAUACCAAGCCAUGAUCAAAUGUUACGCCCUGCAAGGAGACAUCCAGACAGCCUUUCGUCUGAUGGAUGAGCUGACAGCAACGUUCCGACCCACUGCCGAGACUUUCAGCUUCCUGUUGAUGGCUUGUAUCUCAGACAGGAAGGCAGGAUUUAAGUUUACGCUGAAGGUGUGGCGUUUGAUGAAGCAGUUUAAAGUGAGCCCGGACCUGCCUCUGUACAACUUGCUGCUGAGAAGCGUGCGUGACUGCGGUGCGGGGGACAAUGUCUUCUCCGAUCUGCUUCUCCAGGGUCAACAGGAAGUUGACAAACUCACACCAAAAUCACCUGAGAUGUUGAGCCAGAACAGUUCAAAGUUUGUGACAUCUGGUAAACAUGAAGUCAUUGGCCGUGUCAGUGAUGAGGCAAGGUCAGUUCAAGGACACGGGAACGGGAAUGUUUCUGACACAGAACAAAAUACCCAUGACUCUGGAGAUUGUGAGCCUAACAUCCAUCAGCUUGAGAGACUCUCACUUGUUUCAACCAACGCUCAGUGGUGGGAAGUGGCUGCGGAUUAUGCCAGUUCUGACAUCUCACAUCUCAAAUUGGCUGAGAUACCGAAUCUGUUAAGAGCUGACUGUAAACUGGACCAAGUGAUCUCCAUUAGAGAAUUAAAGUAUCCAGACGAGAGAUUGGCUGUGAUUGGUGGAAUGCAUGGCAUCCUGGAUGCCAUGGCAACAGAUGGUGUCCAACCCGAUGUUCGGACAUUCACCCAGCUGAUAGAAGUGGCCCCUCCCACGGUCGAUGCGGAGAUGGCCCUCCUGCACCGGAUGGAGGACCUGGGGGUGAGGCCAGACAUUGCCCUGUACAACUCACUCAUCCGCAAGAGAUGCUUCAGGAGAGAUGCAGAAGGUGCCAGGAGGGUACUAGAGCAGAUGAUGGCGUCUGGACUCCAGCCAGACAUGAUGACGUUCGGAACUUUGGCGAUGACAUGUCGCUUCCAGAAAGAUGGCAUGCAGUUCCUCAAGGACAUGGAGCAUUAUGGUCUAUCACCAAACAUCGAGGUUUUGGGGACACUGGCAUAUGCAAGUCGCCUGGACUUUGGUUACAAGUUGGCCAUCUUGAGAGAAGUGGAGAAGCGGGACCUCAGCCCUAAUGACAAGUUUGUGGAGGUCGUGGAGCGCAGCAUUGCUCAGGCCAAACGAAGAAUUGUCCAAGUGGAGAAAGGCCUCACCACAGAUAACUUCCUUUCCUCGCAGUACUUCCAGACAACAUUUAUGAAGUUUCUGGACUACUAUGAAACAUGGCUGAGGAAGACGAGGCCCCACCAAGAGCCGCACCCAUGGAAUGAGUUCAGGAAAAAAGUUGAAAAAAGUGAUGUGUCCGAAGCCAGAAACUGACGUGUUCAUGAUGAUAAAUACUUGAAGACAGUUGCAGUGCAAUAACCAUUUGGUUUUCACCAUUUAUUUAUGAAACUGAAUUUUUCACCUUGAAAUUGGAAUAUCUGUUCAUGUCUGCAUGUAUAUUUAGUCAGAGAAAUAAAAUAGAACUACAAUCAUGACAAUAAAUUGUUUUGUUCAGUA
Molecule: messenger RNA, 2680 nt
Organism: Haliotis rufescens (red abalone)
Lineage: Eukaryota; Metazoa; Mollusca; Gastropoda; Lepetellida; Haliotidae
Product: pentatricopeptide repeat-containing protein 1, mitochondrial-like
Exons: 9
Coding region: 149-2497 (782 amino acids)
Biological process (GO): tRNA 3'-end processing
Cellular component (GO): mitochondrial matrix
Molecular function (GO): tRNA binding; protein binding
Source: RefSeq, a predicted model, not a curated record